This is a messenger RNA of Plasmodium gonderi, 861 nucleotides long. RefSeq names its product peptidyl-prolyl cis-trans isomerase. The transcript has a single exon. The record is from RefSeq and is a predicted model, not a curated record. Gene Ontology annotation, biological process: protein folding; protein peptidyl-prolyl isomerization. The coding region runs from base 1 to 861 and encodes 286 amino acids. Gene Ontology annotation, cellular component: intracellular membrane-bounded organelle. Lineage: Eukaryota; Apicomplexa; Aconoidasida; Haemosporida; Plasmodiidae. Gene Ontology annotation, molecular function: peptidyl-prolyl cis-trans isomerase activity.
AUGAGAGGAAGCAGAGAUAAAAAGGGAGGAAGAAAAUACGAUCGAGAUAGGAGCAAUGAUGAUGAUAGGGAUAGUGAGGUUGACGAAAACAAAAGAGAAAGAAGAAAAAAUGAAGGACGCAAAAGAGAUGAUAAUAAAAAAUGGGAGAAUAAAAACUGGGAAAACCAAAAUGGGGAAGAAAAUAUAAACGGAGGGGGGGAAAGUCAAAAUGAGGGCAACAAAAGCAAACGCUGCAAAAACAAGGACGGAGGUGAAAACAAAAAGGUUGAUCAAUUAAUCCUGGAAGAGACUGAUGAAAACACUGUAAUACCAUAUUAUUUAUCCAACUUACUAACCAACGGGUCGAAUCCUGUUGUAUUUAUGGAUAUAAAUUUGGGUAACCAUUUUUUAGGAAAAUUUAAAUUUGAAUUAUUUCAAAAUAUUGUACCAAAAACAAGUGAAAAUUUCAGACAGUUCUGUACAGGAGAAUAUAAAAUAAAUAACUUACCAGUUGGAUAUAAAAACACAACUUUCCAUAGAGUAAUAAAAGAGUUUAUGAUACAGGGUGGGGAUUUCGUGAACUAUAAUGGAAGUGGAAGCUUAAGCAUUUAUGGGGAAAAUUUUGAAGAUGAAAAUUUUGACAUAAAACAUGACAAAGAAGGAUUAUUAAGUAUGGCUAACAGUGGACCUAACACAAAUGGAUGUCAGUUUUUUAUUACUACCAAAAAAUGUGAAUGGCUCGAUGGGAAGAAUGUCGUUUUUGGUAGAAUCAUAGACAGCGAUUCUUUGAUUCUGCUAAAAAAAAUAGAAAACGUUUCUGUUACACCUUACAUUUAUAAGCCAAAAAUUCCAAUCAAUAUUGUAGAGUGUGGUGAGCUGUAA